This is a messenger RNA of Folsomia candida, 1524 nucleotides long. Its product is annotated as aminoacylase-1. Gene Ontology annotation, molecular function: aminoacylase activity. Lineage: Eukaryota; Metazoa; Arthropoda; Collembola; Entomobryomorpha; Isotomidae. Gene Ontology annotation, cellular component: cytoplasm. The coding region runs from base 187 to 1389 and encodes 400 amino acids. The transcript has 6 exons. Gene Ontology annotation, biological process: amino acid metabolic process. The record is from RefSeq and is a predicted model, not a curated record.
UACACCAUUUCGUUUCAGAUAACGAGCAAUCAGAAUCCGUUCAAUAAACUUGACCACAAGUAGAGGUGUGUCCAUCAUGAUGUAAAAACAAAUUUUCUGAGUGAAGAGUAGAAUCCGCCAGUGUCUAAGAAAUCAUUAACUUUCUAAGGUUAUCAUCAAGUCUCAUUCGUCUUGGAAGUGUUUGGGAUGGAUUCUGAGGAUCCUUCAGUCUCCCGUUUCAGGGAGUUUCUUCGAAUAAAAUCCGUUCAUCCUAACCCUGAUUACGCUGGUUGCAUCGCUUUCAUACAACGCCAGGCACAAGAAAUUGGACUUGAAUUUCAUCAAGUAAAUUUCGACCCACCCGCAGAAUUUGCCGUUUGGGUGACUUGGCGUGGGACAGAGCCGUCGUUAAAGUCCAUCAUGCUUAACUCGCAUCUUGACGUCGUACCAGUAGACGAGUCAAAAUGGGACUUUGAUCCAUUUUCGGCCCACAAGGCUUCAGACGGAAAUAUUUAUGCUCGAGGAACUCAAGAUAUGAAAAGUGUUGGAAUACAAUAUCUGGAAGCUAUACGAAAAUUGAUGGCUAGUGGAUUAAAGCCCAGACGAACAAUUCACGUCACUUUUGUCCCAGACGAAGAACUUGGAGGGACGAAGGGAAUGGUACCUUUCGUAAAAUCUCCAGAAUUUCAAAGGCUCAACGUAGGGUUUGGACUAGAUGAGGGGGGUGCCUGCCCUGCCAAUAGCUUCUUGCUGUUCAAUGCAGAAAGAGCUCUGUGGCAAAUUCGCAUCACAGUCAAAGGAAAUACUGGACAUGCGCUACACUUCAUUGAAAAUACGGCAGCUGAAAAAUCGCGAAAGAUAAUAAAUGCAUUCCAUACCUUUCGAGAAGAAGAGAAAGGGAAGUUAGGAGACCUUGCGGCAAUUAAUUUGGGAAAUGUCACAACGGUUAACAUGACCAUGAUACAGGGAGGAGUUCAACCUAAUGUAAUCGCCCCAGAAAUUGUCAUAACUUUUGAUUUGCGGAUUACCCCAAAAUGGUCUCAAAUUGAGGCUGAAGACUUUAUUAAAAAAGUUUGCACGGAUGCUGGGGAUGAAAUUUCAUGCGAAUAUAUUCUAAAAGGGCCGGUUAUACCAGAGACUCCAAUGACACCUGAAAAUAAGUGGUGGACCAGCUUCAAGUCGGCAUGCGAUUCAGAAGGAAUAGAACUGCUUCCUCUAAUUUGUCCGGGAGCCACGGAUGCAAGAUUUUUAAGGGAAGUAGGAAUUCCAGCGUUUGGAUUUUCUCCCAUGAAUAAUACCCCAAUUUUACUUCAUGAUAAUAAUGAAUUCGUAAACGAAAAUGUUUAUUUAAAGGGGAUUAAAAUCUACGAAAAAAUUAUUCAACGUCUUUGGAUGACUGAGGGGGAGUAAUGGUUAUUUUAACUAUUAUGUAUGUGUCAAAAACUCUUUCGCUACGGGUGGAAUUUAAUUUUAACCACUAAAUGCCAACCUGAAUAAUUGCGUAAUAAAAUAAUGAGAAAUAGACAUGUUUACAUGUGACAUUAA